AUGAGUGAUGAUCAAUAUCAGUACUUCCAUCUCUUAUUUGUCACAUGCUCUCUGACCUCUUUGACAGUUCUUCAAGGAACUUGGGCAAAGGUGUCCAAGGUCGCUGUCAAGGGUGCUCAAUAUAACUCCCCUGAACAUCAGCCCCACCUGAAGUGUUUGCAAGGGACCCAGGUGGAUCUUCUCAAAUACAUCCACGGAUUCCUGGAUGACCCAAAGAAUAAUCAAUUUAUCUGGCUGCAUGGCAUGGCAGGUGUCAGAAAGUCUGCUGUCGCAUUCACCAUAGCUGAGAGGAUGAAAGGUCUAAAAGUAACAGAGGAGAUGAAUGUUGAAAAAUGGCUAGUGGGAACAUUCUUUUCCUUGCGCAAGCAUGCCAAACAUUGCACAGCUGGAUUUUUCUUUGCAAUGCUUGUCUACCAGCUUGCCACCAAUUUUCCAAGCAUCAGGCAGGAUGUGAAUAGAACAAUCUGCAACAAUCCUGCUCUACUAGACCCAGACACACCUCUCUGUGACCAGAUGGAGGCUCCCUUUCUCCAACCCCUCUGGAAACUUUGA
Messenger RNA from Suillus subaureus, 552 nucleotides. RefSeq lists its product as uncharacterized. The transcript has a single exon. NCBI's taxonomy places the organism in Eukaryota, Fungi, Basidiomycota, Agaricomycetes, Boletales, Suillaceae. The record is from RefSeq and is a predicted model, not a curated record. The coding region runs from base 1 to 552 and encodes 183 amino acids.